CCGUAACAUCACUCGCUCUUUGUUCUGAUACAGAAACUUAUCAACGAGGGAUGGUUCGACGAAGGGGAAUACCAACGCCACAGAUCGCCUGCCUGCCACCAACGGCAAGGGAAUCCCGUUCUAGCGGAAGGGGACAUGAAUGUCCCAAACACGUGGCGCCGACCUAGUAUUUCCCAACAACCAAAGGAAGACAGACUGCGGAGUAUUUCUAAAGAUCUGCAUUACCUAUUUAUCGCCCUAUCUUUAGACUAUGCAGAAGCUGCUCGUGCGUAUCCGACGAUACAGUCGUUGCAGCACACCAGCCGACGACAAUAAAAUGAAUAGCAAACAUCAACCAGAUAGACCCCUGGACUUUAUCCUGAAGGGCAAAGUCUACAUCGAAGAACUCCCUCCAGAUAUCGAGCCGAUUAAAAACUUUCUCGAAAAGUACAGCGGCAUCCGCCCCAAGGAUAUCGACGAGCAUGUUCACGAGAUAAGAGAUCGGUUAUGGGAUAUCUAUCCUUACAUCUGCAUUGGCCACUUUCGCUUCCUCUCGCUCAAGUUCACCCAGGAUCCUCGAUACCAAAUAGCGUUAAAUCGACUACUCGCACCCAACUCCGAGGCUAACUUCCUAGAUAUAGGCUGCUGCGUAGGACAGGUGCUGCGACAGCUCGCCUUUGACGGUGUCGAUUCUUCGAGGCUUUUCGGUACUGAUUUGGACCCCCGAUUCCUCGAAGCCGGGUACGACCUCUUCAAGGACCGUGACAAGCUGAAAGCCACCUUCGUAGCAGGCGAUAUGCUCAGUCAGAGUGACGAGGGCAAUGAUAGCGAGAGAAGCCUUGAAAUAUUUGAUGGGAAGAUGAGCAUUAUACAUGCGAUGAGUUUCUUCCACCUCUUCACACGGGAGGACCAGAUACGGGCAGCUCAGCGGAUGGUGCGGUUCCUUAACCCCAACGACCCAGAUGUCAUGAUAUUCGGACGUCAGGCCGGCACGACGACACCCGGCGACAGGGAAGGCGCUAAGAAGACCAAGAGGUUCCUACACAACGCUGCAAGCUGGCAGGAAUUAUGGGAUGAAGUCGGCCAGCUAACGGGGACGGCGUGGCGAACCGAAGUGGAUGAGAUAGAGGAACCCGGCAUGCACCCGGAUGGCAAUGCUGACGAGACGCUUCGGCGCAUACGAUUUGGUGUCUUCCGGGCUUGAAUUGUUCACGUUUACUUAGCAUGUUACGAUGGAUAUCGGAGUUUGGAGCAUAGCCUAUGGGAUACUGUAUUAAAGAUAAGCAUGGAUGAAUAUUGGACUUGGGUUUUCUUUGGCCUACUAAGUUGCAUAGGUACCUACAUACCAAUCAAAAGGCUUGCCAGAGGAAUGACUUGUUUUUGGUUCCAACCCUAAUCUGACGAGAAUAUUAGAAAAGUUGACCUCUCCCUAAGAUACGAUGUAGGCUAGAAGGUGGUAAGCUGGUCAAUGAGAUACGGGUGCAUAAACACCAGUGAUGAGCUGAUGAUCCUAAGUGAGACGAGAUAAUCAAUGAUAGAGUAGCAGCUACGAUACCAAGGACUCAAUGAUAUUAAAAUGCCCUCAAACGCUCAAGAACUAUGCUAGACGCCACACGAUGCGAAAUAUAAUGCAAUAGUUAGUCUAAAGACGUUAACGCCAUAUCUUGUAGGACGAGGCUGGAUAGGCCGGAUUACUAUGGCUCUUUACCAUAUCCGCUUCGCCACCAUUUCGUACCUCACCACUUUAGAUAACCCGUCGUCGCCUUUCUCCUUAAACUUUU
Molecule: messenger RNA, 1760 nt
Organism: Annulohypoxylon truncatum
Lineage: Eukaryota; Fungi; Ascomycota; Sordariomycetes; Xylariales; Hypoxylaceae
Exons: 2
Coding region: 251-1183 (310 amino acids)
Source: RefSeq, a predicted model, not a curated record